Messenger RNA from Saccharomyces kudriavzevii IFO 1802, 672 nucleotides. It is a transcript of the gene SPO19, whose product is annotated as Spo19p. The coding region runs from base 1 to 672 and encodes 223 amino acids. The record is from RefSeq and is a predicted model, not a curated record. The transcript has a single exon. Lineage: Eukaryota; Fungi; Ascomycota; Saccharomycetes; Saccharomycetales; Saccharomycetaceae.
AUGAGGAAGCAAAUACUAUUGGUUGCAGCUCAAAGCAUUCUAUGUUCCACUGUUUUUGGUGAACGAACCAACGCAGGGCUUUCCACCGAAGAAUUAGGGGGUGAUUCGAUUCUAUAUUUUAACGAAGAGCCUAUCGUUGUAGAAAUCGACAAGAAUUCGAUAGACAAGAAGGCUCUGGAACAUUUGGCAAACACGAGAAAUGUUGUUCUUACUGAUUUACCAGAAACUCUUGAGUUUAUAGAUGUCAAUGAAUAUGCAAAAAUCAAAGCAAAAUCGGAUAUGCUACUCGAAUAUAUCAAUGAAUACGAAUUUGAUGACUUUGAAGGAAGUUCCGAGGGCGGCCUUGAUGAGGAAGAAGAAGAGGACUUAAUUUAUGACUUUAAUGUUCAAGCAAAGGACACGGAUAAGUUUAACAAAAAUGUUUAUGAAGCUGUUAUAGAAAAAGAUAUUGUUGACGUUUACGAUAAUAAUCUCACUAAUUCGACGACAAUAGAGUCAUCUACUACUAUUGAUGCCUACAAGACGUUCCACUCUUACGUCGCUUCUUCUACUCCUUAUUCGAAUGUUUCAAUAUCAGAUGAAGAUUACGAUAAUGCAGGCGCCUAUUUGACACCAACAACAGUGGCUUUGGCAGUAAUGCUAACCAUCUUAUUAUUUAUACAGACCUACUAA